CUAAAGAGGAGGAGACUGACUUCUUUUUAUUUUUCCUUGUUGGGGUUGGAAGUGGAAAGCAUGCCUUAACGAAGCUGAGUGACGAUGGUGGCCAAAUGGCAAAAUGACUGAAAAAAGAAAAUGAAGAAUGUUUUAGCAUGGGCAACCAAUCGGAGAUGGUGCCAAUUCCCCGGCGGCGUCCGCCUUUUCUAAGGUUUGCCUUUAUUUGGAUGAAAUAGACCGGGAAAGGCAUAUAUCCGCUCACAGUUUAGUAUUUAUCCUGUGUCCUCAAUAUAAAGCUAUAAAAGAAUUCUCGAAAGGAUUAGCCCUGUAGGGAAUUUUUUGUUUCUCUUCAAGCUUUUCACCUUCUAAUAAACAACCAACUCUAUUUACUAGCAUGUACAAUAAUCACCAGGGACUGUUCGGUUUCGCACCACAGCAUUCGCUUCUACAGCCAUUACCACCACCAUCACAUCUUUCUCAACGUGGUGGUGGUAUACUUGAAUCAGCAGGGGUUUCUACUUCAAGCAGUAACAAUUUAUUACUCCGCUCGACAACGGGAAUUAAAAGUGAACAUUUUUUAAAAAGUGAACAUUCUACUACUGCUAGUCAACUUUUUAAUUGUUGGCCUAAUGUUUCACCGAUGCUGCAAAAUUGUGUUGGACAAUUGGCUAAAGCUAAAUUUGAACUCCCACCACCGAGCAAUCUUCGAAAAUCAAAUUUUUUCCAUUUUACCAUCACUUUGAGAGAUCAUGGAGAUCAUCCUGUUGAAGUUGAACAAGCAACAUUUGCUGGUUUUGUUGAAAAAGGAAAAGAAGUGCCCGGUGAAAAUACUCGAAAUGGUAUUCAUUAUAAGUUGGUGCUCCUCUUCAUUAAUGGUAUGGAAUUUUUUUGUUUUUUAAAGAAGCUUUAA
Molecule: messenger RNA, 892 nt
Organism: Meloidogyne enterolobii
Lineage: Eukaryota; Metazoa; Nematoda; Chromadorea; Rhabditida; Meloidogynidae
Source: the annotation of a GenBank genome assembly